Lotus japonicus is the source of this 2567-nucleotide messenger RNA. Its product is annotated as protein kinase PVPK-1-like. Gene Ontology annotation, biological process: protein phosphorylation. Gene Ontology annotation, molecular function: protein serine/threonine kinase activity; ATP binding. Bases 559 to 2313 code for a protein of 584 amino acids. The transcript is spliced from 3 exons. Gene Ontology annotation, cellular component: nucleus; cytoplasm; plasma membrane. The record is from RefSeq and is a predicted model, not a curated record. Lineage: Eukaryota; Viridiplantae; Streptophyta; Magnoliopsida; Fabales; Fabaceae.
AACAAAAAUAAAGCAUUAAAUUUCGCAAAACAAGAACAAGAAACUAGGCGAAAUUGGGUUUCUUUUUAAGGGAACAUAACCAUUAAGAUAAGGGAAACUCCUCCACCUUUUUUAUUCUUUUUCAUUAUAUUAUUAUUAUUACAACCCUUUUGCUUCUCAGGUUAAAGCUUCGUUUUCUGCAAUUCCCAUUUCACAAAGCCUAACCCUUCAUCAUCAUUCACCACCCCAUCAUACAUAAACUUGCAAAAAAGGAAAAGAAAAAAAAUCCAAAAAUUAAUAUUAGCAUCAAUCAAAUUAUUAUUAUUAUUAAUAUUAAUUGUUGUUGUUGCUGUUUCUAUUUGUUUUGUUUGUCUCUUUUCUUUCUUGCUCUUGGAUCGGAUCUGAGUCUCUUGAGAGUUGCAGAAAGCCACUACUACCACCAAAGUUGCUUCACUUUGUGGGAGUAUGUGUGUGUGGUUCUUCUUCUUGCUUGUUCUAUAGCUAUGGAAGAAGGUUUCUUGCUCUUCAAUUGCAUUGCUGUUGUUUCUUUUCUCUGAUCAGCUUAUUAAGAAUUUCUUGAUGGAGUCACCUGUUGAUGGAGGAAUUGUGUCUUUAUCAGAGGUUCAGAAUUCAGUUUCUGGGGUAGAUCAUGAUCCUCCUUCAACAUUGGGGGCUUCUCGGCCUCCCAUAAGAGGAUCUAGAAAUCACGGGGCUUCUUCGAAUCGCCAAAAUUAUGGAAUGAAGACCAUCAACCGUGAAAACAGCUAUGAAGAAUUACCAAAUAUGGAGAAAUCUGAUGACAAAUCUGUUGAAAAUUGUUUGCAGAAGAAUAUCUCUGCAAUAGAAACAAAAUUGUGCAUCGAUGAUCCAGUCGACGAUUCCAAGAAUUGUGAUUCUAGUGGCGUAUUAGAAUCUGACAGCUGCAUAUUACCUUCGUCAAGUGAAUGUGUUAGUGUUGAUAAGUCAGUUGAAAGCGGAGAAGUUACUAAUUCCGGUGAAUUUAACGAAAGCAGGAAGACUAGCAUCUACAGAGAGAGUACUGGAAGUGAUGUUAGUGAUGAGAGCAGCACCAGUAGUUUGAGCAGCAAUUUGUAUAAACCCCACAAGGCAAAUGAUGUGAGAUGGGAAGCAAUCCAAGCCAUCCGAGUUCGUGACGGGGCAUUGGAAAUGAGACAUUUUAGGUUGUUGAAGAAAUUGGGAUGUGGAGACAUAGGAAGCGUGUAUCUCGCUGAGUUAAGUGCCACAAAGACUUGUUUUGCCAUGAAAGUGAUGAACAAAACGGAACUGGCAAGUCGCAAGAAGCUCGUGAGGGCUCAGACAGAGAGAGAGAUAUUGCAGUCGCUAGAUCAUCCGUUUCUACCCUCGUUAUACACACACUUUGAGACCGAGACAUUCUCGUGCUUGGUCAUGGAGUUUUGCCCUGGUGGGGACCUGCAUGCACUCAGGCAAAGACAACCUGGGAAGUAUUUUUCAGAGCAUGCAGCCAGGUUUUACGUGGCGGAAGUUCUCCUUGCUUUGGAGUACUUGCACAUGCUCGGGAUCAUCUACAGAGACCUGAAACCUGAGAAUGUGUUGGUAAGAGAAGAUGGUCACAUAAUGCUCUCAGACUUUGAUCUCUCUCUAAGGUGUGCUGUGAGUCCAACUCUGGUGAAAUCAUCAAACACUACCUUGGACACAAAAGGCUCAUCGGGAUACUGCAUUCAGCCUGCGUGCAUCGAGCCAACCUGUGUGAUCCAGCCAGACUGCAUCCAGCCUUCAUGUUUCACGCCGCGAUUUCUCUCCGGCAAAUCCAAGAAAGAUAAAAAGAAGUCAAAACCGAAGACUGACAUUCACAAUCAGGUUACCCCUCUCCCUGAGCUUAUGGCUGAGCCGACGAAUGCUCGAUCGAUGUCCUUCGUGGGCACACACGAGUACUUGGCGCCUGAAAUCGUCAAAGGGGAAGGACACGGCAGUGCUGUGGAUUGGUGGACAUUUGGGAUAUUCUUGUACGAGCUUCUAUUUGGAAGAACACCGUUCAAAGGCUCGGCGAAUCGAGCGACUCUGUUCAAUGUAGUUGGCCAGCCUUUAAGGUUUCCAGAAUCACCUAGUGUGAGUUUUGCUGCCAGGGACCUGAUUAGGGGUCUGCUUGUGAAGGAGCCUCAGCAUCGUCUUGCCUAUAGACGUGGCGCCACAGAAAUUAAACAACAUCCCUUCUUUCAUAAUGUGAACUGGGCGCUGAUCCGGUGUGCGAGCCCACCGGAGGUUCCAAGACAGGCGAUGAAAGCAGUCGCGGCUGAGAGGGUGGCACCAGGAGUGAAGCCUGCUGGUAAUUAUUUAGAUAUUGAUUUCUUUUGAUCCUUAAUGCUUGCUUUCUUUCUUUCUAGUUUGGACUAAUUUCCUUCCAUCUUAUUUAUUGGUGUUGUUGUUGUUCCAUGGUUCUUUCUUUCCAUUGUAUAAAAGGAUGCAACUCUUUUAUCUACAUUGAUCAAUCAACGCUUGUAAUUUGUUGUCCAUGAUAAACUGCUGCAAGAAACUCCAGAAUGCAUUAAAUUGAUGAACAAAGUUUCUGGUCUAUUAUUUAUUCCUCUGAUAAGUUUGGUCUCUUAAAA